This is a messenger RNA of Cicer arietinum (chickpea), 1371 nucleotides long. RefSeq names its product probable LRR receptor-like serine/threonine-protein kinase At4g29180. Lineage: Eukaryota; Viridiplantae; Streptophyta; Magnoliopsida; Fabales; Fabaceae. Gene Ontology annotation, molecular function: protein binding. The record is from RefSeq and is a predicted model, not a curated record.
ACAAAAAUAAAAUACAGCACAGAUGGAUCUCACAUACAAACAGGACUUAACAUGAACAUUUCUUCUGAGUAUGCAUAUCCAAAGAAUCCAAAUCUACCAUUACCACUCUCAGAUCUCAGAAGUUUUCCUCAAGGAAAGAGGAACUGUUACCGAUUAAUUGCCGGAAGAAGAGGCAGUUUACAUUUAAUAAGAGCUUCUUUCUUGUAUGGAAACUAUGAUGGAGAAAACAAACUACCUGAAUUUGAUCUCUAUAUUGAUGUCAAUUUUUGGUCAUCGGUGAAAUUCAGAAAUGCUUCAGAAGAAGUUACAUUGGAAAUAAUAAGUGUGGCGAAAUCGGAGGAAACAAAUGUUUGUCUUGUGAAUAAAGGAGAUGGAAUUCCUUUUAUAUCAGCAUUGGAACUUAGACCAAUUAAUAAUUCAAUUUAUAACACUGAGUUUGGUGAAUCUGCUUCACUUUUACUUUACAAAAGAUUUGACAUUGGAUUAAUCAAUGGAAGUGGUAGAUAUGAAGAUGAUGUUUAUGAUAGAAUUUGGUUUCCAUUUAGUUCCUCUUCGUGGAAAUCUUUAAACACUUCUUCAGAAAUUGAUGUUAAUGGAGAUGGAUUUAAAGUACCAUUUGAAGUUAUUAGAACUGCUGCUACGCCAAGGAAUGAAAAUGAUAGUUUGGAAUUUUCUUGGAUUCCAAGUAAUCCAAAUUUGAAAUUUUAUGUCUUUUUGUAUUUUGCUGAAGUGGUGAAACUUAAGAAAACUCAGCUGAGAAAAUUCAAUAUUUCUUGGAAUGGUUCUCCUUUGACUAAAUCAUUAGUACCAAGCUACUUGUACGCAACCACUGUUUUUAAUUUGAAGUCGUUGGUGGCGAACGAGCAUCGAAUUUCAAUACAGAAAACCGAAGAUUCGACACUUCCACCUAUUCUUAAUGCAGUGGAGAUUUAUGUACUAAGACAAGUUGAAGCACUUCCAACAUUUGAAGAAGAUGUUGAAGCUAUAAGGAGCGUAAAAGAAAGUUAUAGAGUUCAAAGAAAUUGGGUAGGUGAUCCAUGUGAACCAAAGAACUACACUUGGGAGGGCUUAAAAUGCAACUACAGCACUUCACUUCCUCCAAGAAUUGUAUCACUGAAUCUGAGCAGAAGCAGUCUGAGUGGGACAAUAGCUCCUGCCAUUUCCAACCUGUCUUUCUUGGAAUCUUUGGAUUUAUGUAACAAUAGCUUAACUGGAUCAAUGCCUCAGUUUUUGGAAGAAUUGAGUUCCCUUAAAUAUUUGAAUUUAAGAGGCAACCAACUUUCAGGUUAUGUCUCUACCACUCUCUUACAAAGAUCAAAGACUGGAUUACUUACUUUGAGGUAUGUCCUAUAAAAGAAGACCAUGAUAUGC